AUGUUUAUUAUCAAGUAUCAAGACAAAAUUUCAAGAUAUACGCGUAUUGAUAUUGAAAACAUCAAGUUCUUAAGAGACUGCUUGGCAAUUCUCAAGAAGCUUAUUUCCACGUUCGAAUCAGAUAAAACCAAGAUAUCUGAUUGCUACGUAUGGCUUUGCAAGGGUAUUGAAGCACUCCAAUACCUUUCCAGCAGCAACAACAAUCCUUUUGCUGGAAUCCUUUCAAGAUCGUUGUUGAACUAUACCCUUGGAUCGGACUUUGGAGGUCUUUGGUGCUUAGCCUUCGCUUUUACACCGAAAGGUAGGUAUUAUUUCAACCAAAAAUUCGUCCACGGAGCGCAGAUCAACGAAUCUCCGGCAAUUAAUUCAUUUGAUAUUACAAACGUAACUUUCGUUAAUCCAGUAGAAGACAUUCAAUCUAUCUAUAUGGACUCUAUCUUUGA
Molecule: messenger RNA, 443 nt
Organism: Trichomonas vaginalis G3
Lineage: Eukaryota; Parabasalia; Trichomonadida; Trichomonadidae
Exons: 1
Source: RefSeq, a predicted model, not a curated record